CCAGGACUCGGCGACCGCAGCUGGGCUGGUCUGCCGUCUGCCAUGUUUUUGUUCCUGCAGGCUGUCCGUACCUGAAUUUAGCUCAUAUCCCUUCCACGUACAAAAGCAGGACUGCUCGCCUCUGAUCGUCUUCUUCUCUCCUCACGUUGCAGUCGCUCAUCAAGCUUCAGUCACUCGUUUAGACUACCCAAUCCGUUCGCUAUCGCCUGCGACAUAAUCCUUCCUCGAUCACACACAAUCUAAUCGCAAUGCAGUACGCUGUUGUCGCCGCUGUCCUUGCGGCCACCGCCUCGGCCGCCACUGUUGGUGAUGGUGUUCCUCUCAUCUACUCUCCUACGCCAUAUCCAAACCCACCGUACCUGGGCGUCCAGUACAACGCCACCGUGAUCAACGGUGUUCCAUUCAACAACUCCAACGAAUGGCCAUGCUUGACCGCGGAGAAGUACUUCUCGAUUCCACCACAGUGCGCCAGGCAAUGCUUGAUCGAGACGUUCGGCAACGCUACCCUCUGCGCUGACGAUGACUUCACCUGCCACUGCACUGCUGCUGGGUCCGCUGAACUCGACAAGACCAUCAUUCCUUGCCUCUCUGCCGCGAACGGCCCAUGCACAGGCGAGGAGAUUGGCGAGCUCGCCAACUUCGUCCACGGUGCUCUCUGCCCGUACUUCAUGGCUACGACCUACGAGGAAGCGUAUGGCCACUGCGGCUCGUAUGGCGGCGGUUCGUACGGCGGCGGCUCCUACGGCACUCCAUCUUCCUCCAAGGGCUCUUGGCCAGCGACCACCAGCUCGUCGUCGGCCGCUGGCUACUGGCCAAAGACCACCUCGUCCAGCUCCAGCAAGACGCCAUGCAGCACCUCCGUUCAGACCUCGUGGACCAAGGAGUGCUCUGGCCCAACCACCUUCUGGGUCGGAGAGAAGACCUGGACCGUCACCAAGGCCACCACUCUCACCGUGACCGACUGCCCCAUCACCUGGACCAAGCCAAUCUCGAGCGGCACCUGGGCUCCAGUUGAGUGGACCACUCCUGCUCCCGUUGCCAGCCCAACCUGGGUCUACUCGGCCACCACUUCUCCAGCUGCUGGCUGGGCUAAGGGCACUGCUGCAUACAGCGCUUCGCCAGCUCAGUUCACCGGUGCCGCAUCGAACAACAAGGUGGCCGGUGCCGUCGCUGCCGUCGCCGCCGGUGCCGCUCUCAUGAUCUAAGCAUGUUUUGCAUCGGGGAAAUUUUUUGUGGGGGACCCUUCUGUUCUACAUUGUUAUGUGAAUAUGUAAUGUGUCAAGUUUAAAGAAAAAUAUCACAUGGCUCUUUUCACAA
Verruconis gallopava is the source of this 1317-nucleotide messenger RNA. RefSeq lists its product as uncharacterized. The transcript has a single exon. Bases 249 to 1205 code for a protein of 318 amino acids. The record is from RefSeq and is a predicted model, not a curated record. Lineage: Eukaryota; Fungi; Ascomycota; Dothideomycetes; Venturiales; Sympoventuriaceae.